AUGAUAGCAUAUCAUAGUCUGAUUAUACUGCUUCUGUUAAAUCGAUCGAACUGUCUAGAAUUUACAAUCGGUGCAUUGUUAAGUGAUGAUGAGGUUAUUUCUAGUUUUAAAAGGAUGGUUUCAUCCGUCAGGGAUAGCGUUUAUGAUGAUGCAAUCACUUUCAAAGCUGCUGGAGAGACUCUUGCUCUAAAUGCUCUUAAAGCGACGAAUCAGGUCUGUAACCUGUUCAAUUCUUCUGAGGGUCGAAUGUUUGCUCUAAUAAUCUCCCAUCCAAAUGGAGCACCUGGAUCUGCACCUUUAUCCGUAUCAUUUACCUGUGCAUUUUAUCAUCUACCGGUCAUUGGAGUUAGUGCAAGGCACUCAAUUUUCAGUGACAAGUACAGCCAUGGUAGCUUUCUCCGUACAGUUCCACCAUUCAGCAAUGAAGCAUCUGUUUGGGUUGAUUUAAUAAAAGCGUUUGGUUGGCGCGAAGUCUGUGUAAUUCAUUCAGAUGACCAUGAUGCCAAAAAAGUGUUAUCGUACUUAGAGUCCGCUUCUCAGAAAGGAAUAGACUUCAAGAUUACUCGUCAAGUUGCUAUCAAUACAGAUGAAGAGGAUGCUGCUCAAAUGAAGGAUUUUAUCAGUCUCUUGCAACCAGUUCGAAACGAACAAACACGAGUUAUUUUGCUGUUUUUACGCCGCAAGUUUGCAGAGUAUGUGUUUUUGGCCGCACGUAAACUGGGCAUGCUGGAAGCAGAAUGGGCUUGGAUUGUCACUGAACAGGCUUUGGAUGCUUCAAAUAUACCAAAUGGUGUGAUUGGUGUCCGGUUACUUCAAGUUACCGAACUAGAUCACGUUGCCGAUGCAGUCAGAAUCGCCACACAGAGCAUUCUUCACUUAGUUCGUACUGAUUAUGAUGCGAUGAAACAUCUUAACUCAGUUAAAGCAUGUAGUGAUAAUCCUUCAGAAAUUCAAUCAAAAUCAAAGCUACCUGGUAAAUCGACUUAUAUGUGGAAGGAUUACGCAACCAAACUCUUCCGAGACAUGUUAGCAAUGAAUUUAACUGAUGGUCGAACUGGUCAUUUGGAAUUGAUGAAUAUGGUGAUCGACAUAAAUAAUUUAUCUGCACAAAAAUCAUUUGAGUUUGAACGGCCAACAUUAGUUUCUGUUGGAAGUUACGGUUUACAUCAACCAACCCCUAUGGAAUGGUUAUCUGAUGAACCUCAUCCUUCUCUGUUGUCAAUCAAUUUAAGUAAAUUAAUUUGGCCAGGUAAUAGUAUUGUAAAACGUCAACAAUUGGUAUGUAUACAGCGUGCUAAUGAUGGAAAAUGUCAAAAAACUGAAAAACGACUGGUACAUGCAGCACCGAUUAGUUUUAAAAAGAAAACACAUUUAAAAGUUGUAACUAUUGAAAGUAUACCAUUCGUACAAACUCGUCCAAAAUUAACUGAUAAGUGUAAUGAAUCUGAUGAUCCCUUAGUUUUUAAAACUGAAAUUGAAUGUACUCAUACUGACCCGACUACUGGCGUCAAGAAACAUUAUUGCUGUUAUGGUUAUUGUAUUGAUCUUCUCCGAUUAUUGGCUAAUAGGACUGGACUAGAAUUAACUUCUACACCAUUCACAUAUGAUUUACAUUUAGUCGGUGAUGGACAAAUAGGUGAUGUUGAUGAAAAUGAAACACAUAAAUGGACUGGUAUUAUUGGUGAAAUUUUGUCUGGUACAGCUGACCUAGCUGUUGCACCAGUCUCUAUUACACCAGAAAGAGCUGCACGAGUUGAAUUCACUAAGCCAUUCAAAUAUUUGGGAAUAACUAUUCUAGUGAAACGAGAACGUGCUCGAUCCAAUCUUGGUUCAUUCCUUCAACCUUUUGAAAGUUCACUAUGGGUUCUUGUAGCCUUGUCUGUACAUGUUGUCGCUUUUGUGUUAUAUUUGCUCGAUCACUUUUCACCAUUUAGUCGAACAAACUCUGAUCUUGAUAUGUCUGUCGAUGGAAGUGGCAGUCAUUCGACUUUACGCCAGUUUGAUAAUGAAAAACAAACUAAUGACAAAAAUACACUAACUCUAACUCACCUGCGACAACAACAACAAAAAGAAGACGAAGAAGGUAUGAAUUUAAGUAGUGCAGUUUACUUUGCUUGGGCUGUAUUAUUAAAUUCUGGGAUCGGUGAAGGUACUCCACAUUCAUUUAGUGCUCGUGUUCUUGGAAUGGUAUGGGCUGGAUUCGCUAUGAUAAUAGUAGCUAGUUAUACAGCCAAUUUAGCUGCAUUUCUUGUUUUGGAUAGACCUGAAGCGUCUAUUUCUGGAAUUGAUGACGUUCGACUUCGCAAUCCUCAAAAAGAUUUUCUAUUUGCAACGAUUCGUGGUAGUCCUGUAGAAAUGUAUUUUAAACGACAAGUUGAAUUCGCUACAAUGUAUCGUGUAAUGGAAACAAAUAAUUAUGAUUCAGUAGAAGAAGCAAUUCAAGCCAUUAAAUCCGGCUCACUUAAAGCUUUCAUAUGGGAUUCAGCAAGAUUAAAUUAUGAAGUUUCCAUUGAUUGUGAAUUGAUUACUGCUGGUGAGGUGUUUGGUCGUAAUAGUUAUGGCUUAGUAAUGAAAAAAAAUAAUCCCUGGUUAUACGAAUUGUCACAAGCAGUGUUAAAUUUUCAUGAAAGAGGUAUAAUGGAAACAUUGGAUACCAAAUGGAUACAUAUCAAAUCCAAUAACUGUGAACGAACUGAAUCAAGUCCAGCAACUUUAGGUUUAACCAAUAUGGCUGGUGUAUUUAUCAUGAUUGGUAUGGGGUUAGUAGCUGGGGCUAUACUGACAUUUGUUGAGGUAUUGUGUACGAAACGUAAAUGUGAACAAAAGAAAAAACAUGAACUAUCCACUUCAACAAUACAACAAUGGCGAGAUGCUGUGCAGAAGCGUCAAAAUGAUGAAAGAUAUUUUCUGAACACUCUGGAUAAACAAAUGCAAUUAUGUCACAAUACAGAAAUAUCCUUUGACGAUGUCAUUCACCACUCAGUUGCUGUUGAUAAAAAUAAUUUAGACUCAUCUGCUAUUUAUUGUACUAAUAUGAAAGAUAAACAAUCAAAUAAUCCCAAGCCUAAUCUUUCAAUGAAUAUGAAGGGAAAAUAUUCAGUUAUAGAAGAUGAUUUAUUGUCCACUAAAGGUCGAAUAACUCGUAAGCGUAAAGCUAGUGAUUAUAGCUGUGAUGAUGAUGAUGAUGGUGACAAUGAUGCGUUAGACAGUUCACUAUCUUUUGAUAUGCAAACCUCAAAAAAUAAUUUGAAACAAAUAGGCGAAAAGUAUUGUGUUACUACUUAUCGUUGCGAUCAAGUUAACAAUCAUGAGAAUAAUGAUAAAGUUGAUCUGGAACAAGAGGAAAACCAGGUAGGACAGGAGGGUUAUGAAGAAGAAGAAGAAGAAGAGUUUAGUGAACUUAUUCAACGCUCUGGUACUUUUACUGCUAAUGAUAAUAUGAACAGUAUCAAUCAUUACCAAAGAUCAAAUAUUAUUUCAGCUGUUUAACACUUUUCAGGACAAAAUAGAUACAAUUAUAAAAAACAAUCAAUUAUUUGAAUUCAUGAAUUAUUCUUCGCAUGAACUUAUUAUCA
Messenger RNA from Schistosoma mattheei, 3575 nucleotides. The record is from the annotation of a GenBank genome assembly. Lineage: Eukaryota; Metazoa; Platyhelminthes; Trematoda; Strigeidida; Schistosomatidae.